GCCCCAGCAAUCUGGAGAGCGCCCCGACUGACGCCCCGACUGACGCCAUGAAAGGUUGCAGAUGCAGACACAAUGCUAAGAGAGACCUGAUACCGCCCUGUGUACUUUGAGCACCAUGCUGCACGUAAGGGUGUGCGCGUCAACGUGACGAGCAAAACUUUUCCCUGACUGCGGCUGCAAACCGGUUGGAAUCAUGGCCAGUCUCUUCUGCGGGCGUCCCUCUAGCAGCGCAAAUGACGGGGGUUUCAUGCCGGGAGAGGACAACAUUUCAGACGUGAUUCCCGGAGAGACCAAGCAACUGAUCGUCAUCCCCGCCCGACGGAGACUGCGGCGGUCGAAGGGGCUGACGGCCAAAGCUUGGAGAAAGGCCUUUGACACCGAGGGGCGCCCCACUCAUGUUGCAAAGCUGCUUGGCAAGGUGCAACGAGGGGGAGUGAACCCGAGCAUCCGACCAGAGGUCUGGGAGCUGCUGCUUGGAGUUUGGCCGGUGAACAGCACGGCAGAGGACCGGAGGGCUCUGCGGAGCAAGAGGAGGCUGCUGUACGCGGAGGUCUUGGACCAGUGCCGGCAAAUCCACCCUGGCAUCGGGAGCGGAAAGCUGGCAUAUGCAGUGAACGAUUCCCGCAUUCUGGACGCGCGGACCAGCACGUCACCCGGGAUUGUCAGUGGCACUGUUGCGUCAUUCCCCAGGGAAAGCGAGGCGGAGGGACAGAACGAUGGGGAAAGCAAGGAGUUGCCGAGGCCUCCCCGGAGGAGUCUGGAACGGGUCAGGAUCGGCAGCCGCGCGGCAAACGAACUAGGCUGGGGGGCAAACUUCCUGUUUGCAAUCGCCGAACGGAAUGCAAAGGACGGGUUGUAUGAAGCACAGCCGGCGCUCGAUGUGUGGCUCGAAUGGUACGUGGACGAAACUGUUGCAGAAGUUGGCUCGCAGACGGGGGGGGGCGGGACAACGAAGGAGAGUGUCGCAGGCACAGCUGCUGAGGAGGGGACUUCGGUUAGGGAAAUGUUUGAUAUUAACAUAGAGAAGACUCGGGAGAUAACCCCGGAAAUAACCCCAGAACUGACGCCAGGCCGGAACAUAGACAGAGUCCCGGAGUCAGUCCCGCAACAAGCCCCGGAAAUGACUUGUAAAGAAACUUGCGAAAUAGCUCCGGAGAUCACUCCGGAAGUGGUUCCAGAAGUGGUUCCGGAAGUAACCCCAGACUUAACCCCGGCGCAAGCCUCAGAAAUAACCCCAGCAACGACGUCCGGGUCAGCACUUACGGAAGAGAACAUCGGAGGCCGUACUUUAGAACGGCCGUUUCAUGCAGGGGCGGAGCCGGCAAUUGUGGUUGCGAAAGGUCCCGGAAACGAACCACUCGUCGAAAACGGGCAGCAAGAGAACCAAGGGUCAAGUUCGUUACCCCCUAAACCAGCCGGUUUGGGCCGGGUUAAGACGAUGGUCGCCGAGCUCGAACGGAGGGCGCAGGACGAGGCGCUCGAGGUGCAGGCGUCAUUUUCGAAACGGCCCAAGGGCGCCAAGCUGGGGAAAGAAAUGGCGGCGAAGUCGGUGCUCUCGGCGGCGUUGCUACGGGACGGGUCGGAAGGACGGAGUCUGUCAGGACCGAGUCAGAAGGAGGACAUGCUGACGUCAGCAGCGGGGCGAGGGGAGAGCGACGGGGUGGUUGCGUCGUCACUGGACGGCCGAAAUGGGAGUGACGGACCAGAGCAAAAGUUAGCGGCAGGCGCUGCAAAAGGGGGGGCGGUGCUGACGUCAGCAGGAGAAGGGGAGGCGGGUGGGGCGGCAGAGGAUGGAGCUGCAGUGCUGACGUCAGCAGCUGGCUCUUCUGGAGGGGAAGGAGCGGAGCUGUGGUCCGCAGUUGCUCCUGUCGAAAAUAAGGCGCCGGUGCUGACGACAGCAUCUGAAAAGACGGCCGGCGGGGUACUUUAUCGGGGGGCUUCCUUGGACGGGCUUGCCCCAGAGCCAGGCCCCCUGGGGAGAAGCAGGAGUGCAGCAGUUAUCCUAACUUCUGCGGUUAGCGUUAACUCGGACACAAACCCAGGGGACGACGACUCGGUUGCGGGAUACGGCACGCCAGGAUCUCACUUCACGACGUUCUCAACCGACGAGCGGUUUUUCACACCGGACCGGAGCCUGUCGGCGUUUUUGACGCCGAUGUCGGCCGCUUAUGCGACCCCUGACGAGGGCUUUUUCACACCAGAGCGGCUGGCAAGGAGCGCCUCUGCGUCGCCAGCGCUCUCAAGGGGCAGCGCCCGGAGUGUGAAUAGACUUCCCCCGAGACCAAGCGAUUGGAACGCUAGAAAAGAGGGGCUUAGUGUAAGUGAGGGGACGGGUUCGACAACAUUAGAGGGGCAGAGCGAGGCGGUGCCGGUGAUUGAGCCAAGCACUGCGGACAGUGUAAGUACGGUCAAGCCUAAUGUUGGGCCCUCGGAAAGGGGGGGUGAGAACGCAGGGGACAGUCAGGUUGGAGGAGAGUCGUCAGAGGGAGGAAGCGCGAGGCAUGAGUUGGGGGAAGGUGUGAACAGCGGCUUGCUGGAACCGGUGGUGGUGCGCGAAAGCCGGCCACUCCACUCGCACAUCCCGGAAGCAGGAUCUGUGAGCCACCCCCAAAACUUGGAAGCAUCGCAGAUUGCGGACGAUUCCGCAACUAGUAGUGCGGACGCUCCCCAGCUUUCUUCGGGUAAAGCGGAGCAGGGUGUGAAUGGGCCCAAGAAGCGGGGUGUGAACGGGCCCGCCGAACUGCUGCUAGUGGUGGAGGACGGGAGUUCGCUGACCGCGCUGGGGCAGGGGCCCGUUCACACUUCCGCCGCUCAGCCCUUUGUCAGUCUCGGCUGGGCUAGCGUAACCCCUGCCGGUUUAACCAUCAGGAAGACGGCGCAGGGGAGUGGAAUCCCGGGGCAAAAAGCCCCCCGGGUCGUGACGCGGAACAAGCGCCGGCUGUAUGGGGGAGCCUCGGGGGAGAGCCCCGAGCGGCCAGAGGGCCCUUUAAACAUGACACCUGCUGGAUUUUCAAGGGCGGAAAGUGCAGAAGAUCGGCUGACAGGGCCCGAAGCCGAGAAAGCCGCCGAGUGGCUGUGGACGCUGCACCGGAUCGUUGUCGACGUCGUGCGGACGGAUCGGAACCUUGAGUUCUAUGACGUCACCAGCAACGUGGCGCGCAUGGCGGACAUUCUGGCGGUGUACGCGUGGCUGGAUCCGGAGGUCGGCUACUGCCAGGGGAUGAGCGACCUGCUGUCGCCCUUCGUCGUGCUCUUCGAGGAUGAUGCGGACGCGUUUUGGUGCUUCGCCCGGCUGAUGCGCCGCAUGCGCCACAACUUCGGCAUGCGGGGCCCCGUGGGCGUGCUCCGCCAGCUGGACCGCCUGCGCGAGAUUGUCGCGGCCACCGAUCCGACGGUCGGGGAGCACUUGCGCGCCGCAGAAGCCGACAACUUUCUCUUCGCGUUCCGCAUCCUUCUCGUAAUGUUUCGACGAGAGCUUAGUUUCAGUCAGGUGCUCACGCUUUGGGAGAUGCUCUGGGCGGCGGACUUUGAUCUGGAAAAGGGCGGAGCAGAAGAGGCGCUUUUCGGGGGGGUAAGGGAUUCGGGGCUCGCCGAGGGGGGAAAGGAGGAGGGCGGGGAAGGGGGGGGGUGCGAGGACGAGUUGUGCGUGUUUUGCGUGGCCGCGAUUUUGCACCAUAACCGCACGAGGUUGAGGAAAGAGGUGCGCGAAAUGGACGAUGCGGUGAAGCUAUUCAACGCAAUGGAGUUGAGAGUAGAUGUGCGCAGCUGCGUUGAGCGCGCGAUCAAGCAGAGAAAAGCGUUUUGGCGCAAGACCGAGAAGAAGGCGAAAGUGAUCUAGAGAAUGACGCUCGCUAGAAGUUACUGCUGUGCGCGAGGCCAACGAUGAACACGGAGCGCACACUUGGUCAAAAGUCGGAUACACAAAGCUGUACAGAUGCGUUGAUCCUCUGUAGCUACUAACUAAUGAUAGGGCAUGUGUUGGGCCGAGCUUUGACUUUGUUAUGCUAGGUGAGCUGUCGUUGGGCGUGACGAUAAGAUACAAACGGAUCAGCAGCAGGCUAGCUAGCUAAAACUUACGGUAUGUCAUAGCACGAAGGUAAUUCUGGGCACUUGCAGGUUAGCCGAGCCCCCCAUGGUUGGUGCAAUCAUCUGUCCGACGUGCUUUGCACGUAUCUCCGACACUAAGCCGUGUUUAUACCGUC
This is a messenger RNA of Klebsormidium nitens, 4202 nucleotides long. Lineage: Eukaryota; Viridiplantae; Streptophyta; Klebsormidiophyceae; Klebsormidiales; Klebsormidiaceae. The record is from the annotation of a GenBank genome assembly.